AUGGUCCUCACCAAGAUGGCCGCCAUUGCUGACUCCUUUCUGGGACCCACCCCCAUUCGGGAUGCUGUCAUUACCGUCCCAGCCUACUUCAGUGACUCUCAAAGACAGGGCACCAAGGAUGCUGGUGCCAUUGCCGGCCUCAAUGUCAUCCGCAUCAUCAAUGAGCCAACUGCCGCCGCCAUUGCCUAUGGCCUCGACUACAAGGCAGCUGCCGCUGCCUGGGGAGAGAAGAAAAACGUGUUUGUCUUCGACUUAGGCGGUGGCACCUGCGACGUCUCCCUCCUGACGAUUGACAAGGGUACCUUUGAGGUGAGGGCCACUGCUGGCGACACCCACCUUGGCGGGGAGGAUUUCGACAACCGCAUUGUCGCUCACUUUGCCGCCGAGUUUCAGCGCCGGUAUAGCAAGGACCUCUCCGAAAACCCUCGAGCCCUACGUAGGCUAAGGACAGCCAGCGAGAGGGCAAAGAGGAUUCUCUCGACCAACAUUGAGACCACUGUGGACAUUGAGUGCCUGCACGAGGGCAUUGAUUUCUACUCUAGCAUUACUCGUGCUAAAUUCGAGGAUCUCAACAUGGACCUGUUUCAAAAGUGCAUUGAGCCCGUUGAGAGCUGCCUGAGAGAUGCUGGGGUCGACAAAACUUCCAUCCAUGAUGUUGUUCUGGUUGGAGGCUCGAGUAGGAUCCCCAAAGUUCAGAAGAUGUUGCAGUCUAUUUUCGAGGGAAAGGAGCUGUGCAGGAACAUCAACCCAGAUGAGGCAGUUGCAUAUGGGGCCGCCGUGCAGGCGGCCAUCCUAAGUGGAAUAGGGGACGACAAGGUGCAAGACCUUGUCCUCCUCGACGUGACCCCUCUCUCCCUAGGAGUGCAAAUUGCAGGGGAGGUCAUGUCUGUUGUGGUCCCGCGGAACACGAGUGUCCCCACCCAGAAGGAGCAACAAUUCACCACAAGUGCUGAUGACCAGACAUCUGUGAGUUUCCAGAUCUACGAAGGCGAAAGGGCGAGGUCAACGGACAACAACCUGCUCGGGAAGUUCAUGCUUGAUGGGGUCCCACCUGCCCCGCGACUUGUGCCCAAACUGGACGUGUGCUUCAAAAUCGACGUCAAUGGGAUACUGAGCGUGUCGGCUAAGGAGAGAGCUGGGAGCAACUUGGCCGUGGACUUCCCUCGAACAGCCUGA
Molecule: messenger RNA, 1176 nt
Organism: Striga hermonthica
Lineage: Eukaryota; Viridiplantae; Streptophyta; Magnoliopsida; Lamiales; Orobanchaceae
Source: the annotation of a GenBank genome assembly